GGAAGGACAGGAAAAAAUGUCCUACAAAACAAUAUUGUCAGUGAGUAAACUACAAAUGAUGCUCAAACAGAAAAUCAUACAGAGACACAUCAUGCAAAGAAAUCAAACAGGAAGUUAGACUUUCUGAGAGUAAGAGCUAACAGGAUCCGAACUAUUAAGACUGUGGACCGUGUCCACUGCCACAUAAAAUAGAAGCGGGUCACUAGUGAAUGAAAACCAGUCAUGAGGGUCCACUUAUAUCUUUUCAUCUUUAUGAUUCAUUUCAGUACAGGCUGUAUUGUUUCAGAUGUGCAGCAGACAAUAAUAAUAACAGGAUACACGGGUGGUUCAGUUGUGCUGCCCUGCUCCUGUGCUGACCCUCAGUCUACAGUCACAACAUUCAACUGGGAGUUUGAGCGGGGAAAUCAAUGGAUUCAAGUAUUUCAAAAUGAGAAAUACAGCGGCAGACAUGAGCUGUUUAAUGAACAUUCUCCAACAAAUCUGUCUCUUCUCAUUUCUGACCUCAGAAUGAAUGACAAGGGAUACUAUAAAUGUCUGACUAAACCAAAUAGUAUCACACAUAUUGAAUUAAAUGUUAAAGGGUGUGAUUUGGUUGAGAACAGAAAGACAUUAUCAGUGACUGGAUACUCAGGAGAGUCUGUGGCUCUGCCCUGUUUCUGCACUGAACUACUGGCUAAACCUGAACAGAUGCAAUGGAAUUAUUUAACUGAAAACAAUUAUAAAGAAAUCUACCCAAAGGAACAGAUUGAGAAUUACAAGAAAAGACUCAAACUGUUAAAUCCAAACACUCCAGGAGAUCUUUCUCUACACAUAUCAGCACUGAGGACAGAGGACCGAGGGGAAUAUCAGUGUGUCUCAUCUGAGCAAGUAGUCGGCUUCAGACUUACUGUACUACAACCUGAAGAGGAUAUGUACUAG
Messenger RNA from Carassius gibelio (silver crucian carp), 918 nucleotides. RefSeq lists its product as uncharacterized. The record is from RefSeq and is a predicted model, not a curated record. Gene Ontology annotation, biological process: immune response; cellular response to lipopolysaccharide; T cell costimulation. Gene Ontology annotation, cellular component: external side of plasma membrane. The transcript is spliced from 4 exons. Lineage: Eukaryota; Metazoa; Chordata; Actinopteri; Cypriniformes; Cyprinidae. Bases 223 to 918 code for a protein of 231 amino acids.